UUUUUUUUUUUUUUACUUUAAAUUCUGCACUUCUUUUUUCAUUUAUCUCUCUUUUACUUUUUUUUUAAAUCAAAUAUGAAACUUUUAUUGAUCACAGUCUUAUUAUUUAUCACUCAAGUAUAUGGAUACCUUGGCGAACGCUAUUCACCAUUCACUGUAUCUGUAGACAAGCAUCAAGUGCGACGUGGCGAUACGGUUCAAAUCAGCUGGACGUUAACACCAGGCGUUCAAUUUCCAUUAUACGGUUACGCUUCUGCUAAAACUUCAAAAACAGAUGUUGGUUUAUUAGCACCUAAAUCUUCACGUACAGAACAUUAUUUAUACCUUAUCGACAGUGAUCUUUCAGUACGAGAUGCUAGUUAUACAUGGACCGUUGAUGAUGAUACCCCCACAGGCAAAUACGAAAUUGGCAUUGGAUUCUUUUAUCAUGAAGUGUCUCCGGAAAUCCACGUCAUUGAGUAAAAAAGAAAUCUUGUGGUUAAAAGCAACAACAACAAAAAACACUGUAAAUUAUUAUAUCCCCCCAUCUUCCCCCUUAAUUUUUCGUUAUCUCUUGUUUUAUUCUGAAACAUCUUGUUUAUACAUAUACACCCUUUUUUUAAUUGAUAUUGUCGCAAAUAAAAUGUCGUACAUUUAUAUAAAAAGGUGUCACACAGGUCAGGGUUGUGCAAAGCCAAAAUAAGUCGCAUGUUGCUGUGUAGACCCGAGGCUGAUCUACAAUAUCUAACAACCGAAACAGGUCAACGCUCUUGGGAAUUUACUAUCCGUGUCUUUUAAUAAUGUCUACAAUAGGAUUUACAUGUAUAAGAAUACCCGUGGGGGGAUCAUAAACCAGUAACAGGACAGUUUUUUCAUGACGAAUUUUUUUCAUUAAAAAUUAAAAAGUGGUAGCUUAGUUAUCCCUCAUGAUGAUGAAAAGGGCAACUCUAUACAUGUAUCUCGAUCUCUUUAGUCA
Mucor mucedo is the source of this 955-nucleotide messenger RNA. RefSeq lists its product as uncharacterized. The record is from RefSeq and is a predicted model, not a curated record. Bases 76 to 462 code for a protein of 128 amino acids. NCBI's taxonomy places the organism in Eukaryota, Fungi, Mucoromycota, Mucoromycetes, Mucorales, Mucoraceae. The transcript is spliced from 3 exons.